AUGGAAUGGAUAAGUAAGCCUGGAAGUAACAGUUAUCCUUUCCUCAAGCAUAUCAUUAAACUUCAGCAAGAAAACUCUAAACAACAACAACAACAACAACAACAGGUUAUCAGGGGAAAUCGCGAGAAAUCAACCUGUGGUACCACGGAAACCCAUCUUCGCAGGCCCAACUCACAACAACACACCGACAAAGUAUGUGUGUCUGUGAAAAUGUGUGUAUGUGUGUGUGUCUGUGUCUGUGUCCGUGUCUGUGUGCGUGUAACUGCUGAAGACGGGACAGUGAAUGUUGAUGUAUGCCGCACACAUACACAUACACAUAAAUCCAUACAUAUACAUACAUGCAUACAUACACACAUAUAA
Messenger RNA from Loa loa (African eye worm), 360 nucleotides. RefSeq lists its product as hypothetical. The transcript has 2 exons. The coding region runs from base 1 to 360 and encodes 119 amino acids. NCBI's taxonomy places the organism in Eukaryota, Metazoa, Nematoda, Chromadorea, Rhabditida, Onchocercidae. The record is from RefSeq and is a predicted model, not a curated record.